This is a messenger RNA of Lachancea mirantina, 1227 nucleotides long. Lineage: Eukaryota; Fungi; Ascomycota; Saccharomycetes; Saccharomycetales; Saccharomycetaceae. The record is from the annotation of a GenBank genome assembly.
AUGGCAGCGCAAGAAGAGUUCAUCAGGACGCAGAUUUUCGGAACCGUCUUCGAGAUUACCAACCGGUACACGGAACUCAACCCGGUUGGUAUGGGCGCGUUCGGGCUCGUAUGUUCGGCUACGGACACCUACACGAACCAGCCGGUGGCGAUCAAGAAAAUCAUGAAACCAUUUUCUACCGCAGUGCUCGCGAAACGCACCUAUCGGGAGCUCAAGUUGCUCAAGCAUCUGCGGCACGAAAACCUCAUCUGUCUCGAAGAUAUCUUUUUGUCCCCGCUCGAAGACAUCUAUUUUGUGACGGAGCUCCAGGGCACGGAUUUGCACCGGCUGUUACAGACGCGGCCGCUCGAAAAGCAGUUCGUGCAGUAUUUCCUGUAUCAGAUCCUCAGAGGGCUCAAAUACGUGCAUUCUGCAGGCGUUAUCCAUCGGGACCUCAAGCCCAGCAACAUCCUUAUUAACGAGAACUGCGAUCUCAAAAUCUGCGAUUUUGGUCUUGCCAGAAUCCAGGACCCGCAGAUGACCGGCUACGUGUCCACCCGGUACUAUCGCGCGCCCGAGAUCAUGCUCACAUGGCAGAAGUACAACGUCGAAGUCGACAUUUGGUCUGCGGGCUGCAUUUUUGCCGAAAUGAUCGAGGGCAAGCCAUUGUUCCCGGGCAAGGAUCACGUUCACCAAUUCUCGAUCAUAACCGAUCUGCUUGGGUCGCCGCCAGAAGACGUUAUCAACACCAUUUGUUCCGAAAACACUCUGAAAUUCGUCACUUCUUUGCCACACCGGGAUCCUGUGCCUUUUUCGGAAAGAUUUAAAAAUGUCGAACCCGACGCAGUCGAUUUGCUUGGUAAAAUGUUGGUGUUCGACCCCAAAAAGCGUAUCACCGCGGCCGAUGCCCUCGCGCACCCUUAUCUGGCGCCUUACCACGAUCCCACGGACGAGCCAGCCGCUGACGCGAAAUUCGACUGGCAUUUCAACGACGCAGAUCUGCCUGUCGACACAUGGAGAGUCAUGAUGUACUCUGAGAUAUUGGAUUUCCACCAAAUAGGCAACAGCCAGAUAGACCCUAACGCUACUUUUGAUGACCAAGUCGCUGCGGCGACUGCGGCUGCCCAGGCCGCUCAAGCAGCCCAGCAACCGCCAAACAGGAACGGUGUGCGCGCCAAUUCCGGCCAAAAUGCCACGCUUAACACAUAUGCCAAUCAAGCGGCUCAAUACGCAACGGAGUUUCAAUGA